Pollicipes pollicipes is the source of this 1204-nucleotide messenger RNA. RefSeq names its product protein phosphatase Slingshot. Lineage: Eukaryota; Metazoa; Arthropoda; Thecostraca; Pollicipedomorpha; Pollicipedidae. Gene Ontology annotation, biological process: protein dephosphorylation; negative regulation of actin filament polymerization. The record is from RefSeq and is a predicted model, not a curated record. Gene Ontology annotation, molecular function: actin binding; phosphatase activity.
GCCAUCGGAGAAGGAGGAGACGCAGCGCGUGAUCCGCGCCCGGCUCCGAGAGAUCAUGCUCAGCGUCGACCUGGAUCAGGUCACCUCCAAGGAGCUGCGCACGCGCCUCGAGGACGAGAUGGAGUGCAGCCUCAAGGAGUUCAAGGGCUUCAUCGACGCCGAGAUGCUAGUCAUCAUGGGCCAGAUGGACCACGCGUCGCGCAUCUUCGACCACCUCUACCUGGGCUCGGAGUGGAACGCCUCGGACAUCGAGGAGCUCAAACGGAACGGGAUCGGCCACAUCGUGAACGUGACGCGCGAGAUCGACAACUUCUUCCCGGGCCGCUUCCAGUACCUGAACGUGCGUGUGUACGACGAGGAGGCCACAGAGCUGCUCAAGCACUGGGACAAGACGUUCAAGUUUAUCGCCAAGGCCAAGAGCGAGGGCUCCCGGGUGCUGGUCCACUGCCGGAUGGGCGUGAGCCGGUCGGCCGCCGUCGUCAUGGCCUACGCCAUGAAGGCGUACGGCUGGAGCUACGAGAAGGCCUUCAAAUACGUGAAGCGGAGUCGCGGCUGUGUCAAACCCAACGCAAGCUUUCUUAGACAAUUAGAAACCUAUCAGGGAAUCCUGGACGCCAGCCGGCAGCGACACAACUCGCUCUGGCGCUCCAAGUCGGAGACGAACCUGCAGAGCGGUCGGCUCUCGUCGCCGGUGUUGCCGCCUGGCGAGGAGACGGGCGACGCUACCGACAUCAGCGCCGCCUGCCGGCCUGACUCGCCGGCGGCCGAUGCCUCGUCGCGGCCAAAGUCCUGGUCGCCGGCCGACAACGUGGCUGAUGCGCUGCUCGCGCAGAUGAACGGCACCACGCCGGGCCACUACGGCCGGCCGACGCGCUCCCGCAGCCGCUCGCAGACGCUGCCGGGCGACACGCCGCGCGCGCGCGUCACCUCCGUCAACCUGCGCGUGCCCUGUAACGGCCAGGACUACAGCGUGUCGCAGAACCAGGCCAUGAACCUGUCGCUGCCGCUGGAGCCGCUCGAGGGCGCGCUGCGGCCCGACCCGCAGCCGGCGCCCGUGUUCGAGUGCGUCAACCCUCGCCUGGUGCCGACCGAGACCUGGGUCGGCCAGGUGGUGGAGCUGCGCUCGCGCGACGCCGUCAGCCUGGACAAGCUGUAUGGCCGGGAGGUGCCGCUCGACACGCCCAGCCCGACAGAUGAGUCCUAG